Messenger RNA from Drosophila teissieri, 863 nucleotides. RefSeq lists its product as uncharacterized. The coding region runs from base 116 to 772 and encodes 218 amino acids. The record is from RefSeq and is a predicted model, not a curated record. The transcript is spliced from 2 exons. NCBI's taxonomy places the organism in Eukaryota, Metazoa, Arthropoda, Insecta, Diptera, Drosophilidae.
AAAGCCAAAAGCCAAUCAGCCGUCGUUGUUGUGAAAGUUUCGAAAUUAGAAAUCUUGGGUCUAGCAUACGUAUACUCGUAUGUAUAUCCGAUACAUCCAGCUACGCGGAUGAUAUAUGUGCAGUGAGUGGGUUAAUCGCUCAAUCGCGGUCAGCACUCGACCGCAGUGGAGGAGGGACUCCAGCUCCAGUUACAUCAUCACCAGAGCGGCCAGGAGUCGGAGUCGCAGUCGGAGUGGGCGAGCUGGAGCAGCUGGCCACCCGGGACUUGGAUAUGCGGUCGGGUGGGGUUGGCCAACCGGGCGUGUUCGAUCCGAUACGGGUCGCAAUGGCUACAGCCUAAUUAUCCGCUACCGCGGCUCCGCUGGCUUGGCUCUGCUGAUGGUGAUGGUGAUGGCGGUGAUGACGACGACGUGGAUGAUACGUAAGCCAAUUAUGGCGCAGUUAUAUGUAGCUCCAAAUGGACUACGAGUUCUCCCAGCCGUUCUCGCUGGCCCAUCCCAUGCCUUGCCAUCCCACACCCAAACCCAAAACGAUGAUACGUAUAUAAUUAUAGCUGCCCAGAUACACACGAACCAACACGAAUCUGAGGCACAUAUACUUUGUAUCUUCGGGGUUGUGCCGCUGGUGUUUGCUUGGGGCUCUGGCCCACUUAUGUCUCUGGAAGUGGGUGCAAAGCCCCAGAGUUCCAUCGUCCAGCUGCGCUUCCGAUCUCCGAAAUCCUCCGGCACUAGAAGCCACUUGAGAACCGCGUGGUCAAGCAUUGGCCCUUGAGAAAGGCACUUUGGUUCUAUUAUGCGGUCUAUAUGUAAUUCUAUUCAUAACAUACUUUUCCCUAUUAUCUGUUAUCUGUUCCCAAUCAAUG